Gavia stellata (red-throated loon) is the source of this 5067-nucleotide messenger RNA. RefSeq names its product MALT1 paracaspase (gene MALT1). NCBI's taxonomy places the organism in Eukaryota, Metazoa, Chordata, Aves, Gaviiformes, Gaviidae. The record is from RefSeq and is a predicted model, not a curated record. Gene Ontology annotation, biological process: proteolysis. Gene Ontology annotation, molecular function: cysteine-type endopeptidase activity. Bases 1 to 2457 code for a protein of 818 amino acids. The transcript is spliced from 17 exons.
AUGUCGGAGCCGGUGCGGAGCGCGCCGGGGUCCCUGCCCCUCAGCCGCCUGGCGGAGCCGCUGCUCCGGAGGCUCAGCGAGCUGCUGGACCGGGCAGAGCCCGGCAAGGGCUGGCGGGACCUGGCGCAGCGAGCGGGGAGCCGCGGCAGGGUCCGGCUGAGCCCGCUGGAUUUAGAGCAAUGUUCCCUCAAAGUGCUGGAGCCAGAAGGAAGUCCCAGCUGGAGUCUUCUGAAACUACUGGGAGAUCGGGGUUGCACUGUGGUAGAACUGGUGGAGUUCUUGCAGGCCCUGGAGCAUACAGAGGCUCUCCAGUGUCUCAGCCAUUCAGGUAUAAAGAUUGUUGUACAGCCAGACUCUCAAGCAGUGCUCUCUGGUCAGGUCGUCAAGCUGUGUUGUUGGGCAACAGGACACCCAUUUGUGCAUUACCAGUGGUUCAAACAGGAAAAAGAGGUUCCCCAUGGUAAUUCUCCAGAGCUGGUUUUGAAUCCAGUGAAUGUAAACGAUUCUGGCUUUUACAUCUGUCGAGUGAACAGUGAAUCUUCCUUUGUGUUCAGUCGGUGGGCACGACUUGAAGUUUGUGAUCUCCAGGGUACGUCUAAUGGGAGCUUAAUUGGUUUGCCUGAAAACAAGUUGCGCAUUUGUAUUCAGCCUCAGUCACAAAACCUGACAGUGGGGGAUGCUUUGGUACUAGAAUGUGGAGCUGUUGGAAACCCAAUUCCUCAUUACCAGUGGUUCAGAAAUGGAUUUCCAUUGGCAAAUGGGAGCAAAAAUGUCUACGUGGUAACUUACGUGGAUAUGGAACAUCAAGGGACAUACUGGUGUCACGUAUUCAAUGACCGGGAAGAUCAAGACAGCAAGAAGAUAGAAGUUGUUAUAGGAAGGAAAGCUAUGGCAGUGGAGUGCACAGAAGAAGAUCUAAGUGAUCUUCAAAAACCAGCAGACGUACAAGAACAAUCAAAUCGCAGACCUGUUGCAACAGACAAGGUAGCUCUGUUAAUAGGAAAUAUGAGCUACUGGAAUCACCCGCAACUCAAGGCUCCUAUGGUAGAUGUCUAUGAAUUGACAAAUUUGCUAAGACAGCUGGAUUUCAAAGUUGUUUCUUUGCUGGAUCUUACUGAGUCCGAGAUGCGAAAUGCAGUGGAUGAAUUUUUACUUCUCCUGGACAAAGGAGUAUAUGGUUUGUUAUACUAUGCUGGCCAUGGCUAUGAAAACUAUGGAAACAGUUUCAUGGUUCCUAUUGAUGCUCCAAAUCCCUACCGAUCUGCAAACUGUCUGUGUGUGCAGAACAUCCUCAAACUAAUGCAGGAAAAAGAGACGGGACUUAAUGUAUUCCUACUGGAUAUGUGUCGGAAAAGGAAUGAAUAUGAUGACACGAUUCUUAUCUUAGAUGCUCUGAAGGUUACGGCCAACAUUGUUUUUGGAUAUGCAACGUGCCAAGGAGCAGAAGCUUUUGAAAUUCAGCAGUCGGGGUUGGCCAAUGGAAUCUUCAUGAAGUUCUUGAAGGACCGUUUGUUAGAAGACAAGAAGAUUACUGUACUGCUUGAUGAGGUUGCAGAAGAUAUGGGCAAGUGUCACCUUACCAAAGGCAAGCAAGCUUUGGAGAUCCGCAGCAGUUUGUCUGAGAAAAGGGCAUUAACAGAUCCCAUUCAACAAACCGUAUCUUCUGCAGAGUCUCUGGCACGGAACCUACAGUGGGCCAAAGCUCAUGAGCUUCCAGAAAGUAUGUAUCUUGAAUUCAAAUGUGGUGUUCAGAUUCAGUUGGGGUUUGCAGCCGAAUUUUCCAAUGUCAUGAUAAUCUACACACGAAUAGUAAAGCAGCCACCUGAAAUAGAAGUUUGCAGAGCCUACAUUACAGACUUCGCGCUCGACCUGGAUGUGGACCCUAAAGAGACCAAUAAAGGAACUCCUGAGGAAACCGGAAGCUAUUUACUAUCAAAGGACCUUCCCAAACACUGCCUCUACACCAGGCUAAGUUCACUGCAAAAACUAAGGGAACACUUGAUCUUCACUGUUUGCUUGCACUAUGAGUAUCCAGGAAUAGAAGAUACAAUGGAUGAAAGAAAGGAAGUUAAUGUUGGGAAGCCCCUUAUUGCUAAAUUAGGCCUUCAUCAUGGAUUCAAAAAUAAUAACUGUCUCCAGACCUGUUGCAUGGCUAAUAAUCCUUUUCAUAAUCAAAUAGAAUCAAGUGCAGUGGCAACUAAAUACUACGUACCUAGUCAUUGCCAACCAAAUUCCUGUCCAGGCAUUUAUCAUCCAAACCGUAUUUGCUCAGACAGUAUCAGACAACCAGAGGCAUGUUCUUGCAAUGGGACUUCAAGGAUAUUAGCUUCAAGACAUGAAGUACGGAAUUACUCACCCCCCGUGGAAAAGAGUAAUGUACCAGUAGAGACCACUGAUGAUACUGUUGAACUGGAAUUCCUUCUCUCUGACAGCCUCAGAUUCUCUAAACAGCAAUAGCUGUGAUGUGUUCAGAAUAGACCAUGGUAUCAUCCUUGACUAGUGGACCUUCCACACACAGUUUAUCCAUCUCUGUGAGUUUGGGGGCUUCAGGACAAAGGAACUGGAGAGCCUAGAGGUGGUACUGGGAAUGAGGUUGUGAUGAAAAUUUUUCAGAUCCAAAGAGAUAAAACUGGGCUGAUAAAUUUAGGAACAAAAAAGGCAUGAUUUUUUUUUAUUAUUAUUUUUUCCUCCUACCAUUUGACGUUUGAUACAGGGAAAAACCUAAACUCCUCAGACUUUCCUAUUCCAUUCUCUGGCAGUCAAACAGCUAACAAACAGAGGCAAUCAUGCAUUUCUGGGAGGAUGCUGCCUAUCUCUGUAGGUGAUGAAUGCGUAAAAGCCUGGCUGUUGUGUCAGAGCUUCUCUUGAGAUAGUAAAGCCUUGCAUUUUCCCAGCUGCUUCUCCAGUACCAACUGGAGUUACAAGAUUUACUGUAAAUAUAUGUUUCAUAAAUCUUAUGUUUUCAGAGAGGAAUUGCUCAUCCUACACAAAAACAAGAUAAACACGUAUAUCUGUCAGAGGAAAAAGUGUUGACAGAAUUAAGCAGGAAAAUUAACUUCCAUGUCCUCUAUGAUUUAACAUGGUUUUUAAAAAAUCCAUUAGGCCCAAAAUGAUAAAUAUACCUUUCUCUCUUCCAUCUUUCAGUUUCAGUUGUUCAAUAGCCAGGGAUUUCUUUUUACAUACUGCAUUAAAAUAAGGUUUUAUGUGUUUAUAUAUGUUGUAAACAGCCUCCUAUUGAGUAUAUAAGAUGACACAUAACAUAAAUGAACUGAGCAAAGAGGGAGCUUUUACAGAAGUGAAGAUACUGUGUUUUAAUAUUCCAGUGUUAAUGUCUCCUUCAAGCCUCAGUUUCUUUCCUUCCUCAUGUAUGUAUUAGGAUCAGUCAUUGACAUUCCAGUCCCUUGGUUGUAGCUAAUAAUGAGCUUUGCGUUCUCUCUCAUGGUCAGAUGUCCAUUGUCUGGCAGUAACUGACAGAUGGAUGAAGAGCUGUGCGAGAAAAACAAAACCUGAACUGAGCUAGUAAACUAAUGUUAUCAUUUUUUCUUCUUUUUUCCCUUUUUUCUUUUCUUUUUUUUUAAGAGAACUAGAUUACAACUCAUCGGAGCAGAGUCACAGAUUCCUACUUUCUUGUUAUGAUAAUCUUUUUCUUAUGUAACACACGUUAAGACGUUUACUGAUCUGAUUUCUGGAAAGGCGGUCUUUUAAUGUUCUGCAAGAACACUAAAUGGAAAUGUGAGGGGAAAAGUGCCUGUUCAUAGCAAGCAAAGUAUUGUAUAGUUAGUCACACAGUAAGAUCUGCUGAAGGCUAAAAAUUAAUGGGAAAAUUGAGUGAAAACUUUGGGGUUCUUCAGGCUGAAGUACUGGGAUGGUUCUUUCCUGUGGUCAUUUUAAAAAACAAACAAACAAAAAACCCUACUCAGUUGUUUUCCAGGCCAAAUGAAUUUAUAUUCAUUCAAAUGAGAAUGCUAACAGUCUACCCUAAAACUGAAAAUCCAAGAUAAAGAUGCCUAGUCUUCCAGGUCCUUUAGCCUCUGAACCCCAGAAUUUCACAGUUAGAGGUGGAUUCAGGCACCUUCAGAAGACAGUUGAUCCUCUACUGACAGGCAAAUGAGCUACUUUCAUAUGAUGCUUUAUUGCCAAACCUUUUAGAUGGUGCCAAGUUUUUUGAUCUGUGUUUGGGAAAGGGCAGUUUUGCUCACCAAACUGUUCUGCAUAUUCAGGUUGAAUAGUUUGGUCAAAAAAGACACUUUUUUUUUUUUUAAUGUUUGGUUUUGUUUCAAAAUACUGAAGAAUCUGUGACUCGCCUAUGUGUAUCUGGGUACAAGUUUGAGAACACUGAUGUUUUGUUAGGUCUUAAAAAGUCUUGAUGCUUUGAAAGCAUGGAAAUAUCGGGGUGCAUGGUAAUUAAAAUUCAAGGGAAUUUUCAGAUGUGGGUAGUAGCCUUUCCUGCCCAGGUAAUAUUGAUAAGCAGUAUUGCUUUAAUCAAGAUCCCCAUCAUGAAAUAACUUCUUACUUAAUAAAAAGUGCUACGAUCAUUUUUCUAAAGGAGGUAGCAAAAAAUAAAAUAAUUGUAUCUCAUUGACAUGGUGGACAAACCAGUUUAAAUCUUCAGUGAGAUCCACCCUUCUGGUGGGAUCUGGUAGUCUUACAACACAUUGGCUGGGCACGGACGGAGGUGCUGUGUGUGGUCAUAACAAGUUUCAGAUGGAAAUGUUAACGCAUCAUUAACUACAUCUGUUGAUCUUCAAAUUCAUCUCUGCUGAAAGGUGGAUAUCUGCACGUGGAUUUUAAUGUAGUUAUUUUCAAAAUAACAGCUAUGCUUGAAGUAACCUGUAAAUGAGCUUGAGUUUCUGACUUUCUCUUUUGGAGGGUAUUAAGUAGUGACAUAUUUAUUGAUGAAUGAGAUGAACCUGUGCAUUAUUUAUCCUGGAUAAUUGACUUAAAAAUUAUAGCUUGAGACACGGUCUAGUACUGUAAUAUUUAGCUGAUACUUUGUCACUGUUUUCUACUUUGUAUAAAAGCUUAUUCUGUUUCUUACCCUGUAAUAAACAAUUGUCCACAAAACGA